CUCCGGGAAGGGCUCGGCAGGGAGGGCGCCGAGUGAUCUGCCUUCCCAGGCAGCGAGGUUCUGAUUGGCAAGAUGGUGCCCCACUCUUGGCGCGCGCUCUUCCUUCUCCUGCUGCUCCUCGCCUGCCCUGCGUCGCGGGCUUCCCAGAACUGUCUCAGCAAACAGCAGCUCCUCUCGGCCAUCCGCCAGCUGCAGCAGCUGCUGAAGGGCCAGGAGACCCGCUUCGCGGAGGGCAUCCGCCACAUGAAGAGCCGACUGGCCGCGCUGCAGAACUCUGUGAGCAGGGUGGCCUCGGACGCGCCCCCAGUUUCCUGCCCGGCGCUGAGCGCCCCAACUGACGGCAGGAAGUUUGGAAGCAAGUACUUGGUCGACCAUGAAGUGCAUUUUACCUGCAACCCCGGCUUCCGGCUGGUGGGGCCCAGCAGCGUGGUGUGCCUUCCCAAUGGCACCUGGACAGGGGAGCAGCCCCGCUGCAGAGGUACCAGCGAAUGCUCCAGUCAGCCUUGUCAAAACGGCGGAACCUGCAUCGAAGGCGUCGGCCAGCACAGGUGCAUCUGUCCCCCAGGGAGGACUGGGAGUCGCUGUCAGCAUCAGGCUCAGACUGCGGCCCAAGAGGACGAGGACGAGGGCGACGUGGCCGGCGACCCUGCCUUCAGCCGCGCGCCCCGCUGUGCGCAGGUGGAGCGGGCGCAGCACUGCAGCUGCGAGGCCGGAUUCCACCUGAGCGCCGCGGCCGGCCGCAGCGUCUGCCAGGAUGUGAACGAGUGUGAACUCUAUGGGCAGGAGGGGCGGCCCCGGCUCUGCAUGCAUGCCUGCGUGAACACCCCGGGCUCCUACCGCUGCACCUGUCCCAGUGGAUACCACACCCUGACUGACGGGAAGACCUGUGAGGAUGUUGAUGAGUGUGCAAGUCCACAGCCCGUGUGCCCGCAGGGGACCACAUGCAUCAACACUGGGGGAGGCUUCCAGUGCGUCAGCCCUGAGUGCCCCGAAGGCAGCCACAAUGUGAGCUACGUGAAGACUUCUCCCUUCCAGUGUGAGCGAAACCCCUGCCCCAUGGAGAGCAGGCCCUGCCGCAGCAUGCCCAAGACCAUCUCCUUCCAUUACCUCUCUCUGCCCUCCAACCUGAAGACGCCCAUCACGCUCUUCCGCAUGGCCACAGCCUCGGCCCCAGGCCGACCUGGGCCCAACAGCCUGCGGUUUGGGAUCGUGGGUGGAAACAGCCGUGGCCACUUUGUGAUGCAGCGCUCUGACCGACAGACGGGGGAGCUGAUCCUCGUCCAGACCCUGGAGGGGCCGCAGACGCUGGAGGUGGACGUUGACAUGUCAGAAUACCUGGACCGCUCCUUCCAGGCCAACCAUGUGUCCAAGGUCACCAUCUUUGUGUCCCCCUAUGACUUCUAAGGGUUGCCUGGGGGUGGGGAGCGGGGGUGGAGAUAUGGGCUGAUUCCUCUACCCCAAGGACUCAACUGUGGACACUGACUGUGACAGAUGUCUCUCCCCUCUGCCUUGCCCCUUCCCUGUCACCCAGGCUCAGGAGGGUGAGCACAAAACUCAAACUGCCACGUCCCAUUUUUGUCUUGCUUUAAGGCUCUUCCCUUAGAUGAUGCAGUUUCUCAGAUCUGUCUUGUUUUGUUUUUCAUUUUUUUUUUUUUAAGAGGCUGGGCAGCUUUUCAAAAUGCUGCAUGAAUGGCAUUGAGUUUGUACCAUCUGGGGAGGGGACGCUCAUGGCGUGUGUCCCAGAUGGUGGCCAACCAUUCUGCAUUAUUACAGACCUUGCUAGGAACAAAGUGCGUCUACCCUGUGCACUUGGCGGAGGUAGUGUCCUCCCACCCCAGCCUUAUGGUGUCCCUCUCCCUUCUGUGGCACGCCUGCCAGCCUUUGUACCCGAGAGCCAUGGGAGGGCCUGGACCUUGAUCCUUCCAGACCAAGGAACCGAUGUUAAAGCUGGAUUCUGCCUGAUUACUUUCCCUUUUGAGAAAUCACAUCUCAAAAACACUGCCUGGUGUCAGAGCUGAGGAAAUAAAAUCUACCGCUCCUCCUCCCUGC
Molecule: messenger RNA, 2049 nt
Organism: Ictidomys tridecemlineatus (thirteen-lined ground squirrel)
Lineage: Eukaryota; Metazoa; Chordata; Mammalia; Rodentia; Sciuridae
Gene: Fbln7
Product: fibulin 7
Molecular function (GO): calcium ion binding
Source: RefSeq, a predicted model, not a curated record